UACUAUCUAAACACAAUUCUAAACAGCUUCCUUCUUCUCGCAGUGACUGUGUAGUCUGUGAUUAUUAUACUGAGAAAGAUUUAAGCAGGUACCCCUCUAAACUUUACUAAAAUAAAUAAUGGCGGAACAGAAUUUGCAGAAUACAGAACCUGCUACUAAUGAAGUGGAAAGCAAUUAUUCUACCCCUGCAAAUGAUCCCAAAAAUAUGCAAGAAGUCACACAAUACGUGCAAUCUCUCCUUCAAAACAUGCAAGAUAAGUUCCAAAGUAUGUCUGACCAGAUAAUUAGCAGAAUAGAUGAAAUGGGUACUAGAGUGGAUGAGCUAGAAAAAAACAUCACAGACCUCAUGACUCAGGCUGGUGUGGAAAAUGAAAAGUAGUGAUAAUUUAGAUUUUAUUCUUAGUGUAAUCAUACUUAUCACUCACCCAAAGAUAGUGCCUGCGUGUAUAUUUUACGAAUCAGUACUAUAUUUAGUAAUAGCAUUAUGGGGCGAUGGCAAAAUUUCUAUCUUAAAUUACAAAUUCACAUAAAAGGUUCUGUUAUCCUCUUCUGAUUACGUAAAUUAACUUUAAUGGUAAAGCAGUCUUUUUUUUUACAUUCAACUGAGUUUUUGUUAAAGUACAAAGUGAAUGGGAUGCACUACUGAUGUUAAGUUCAAAUGAAAGUUAGUACUGCUAGUUUGGCUUUAUUAUAAUGCCAACAUUUUAUCACCCGUUGAACACAUUUUACAUGUUUUUAAACCCCUUACUUGAAAUAGGAUAUUGGUGUUGAUUCAGACAGGAUUCUCUAAACUUAAAAUCAGUCUGUCGUUUUCAUUCUGUAUAGAGAAUGACAAAGAUACACUGUUGUCAAAUUUAAGUUUAGCUUUAGAGAAUCAUACCAGAAUCGACAUCAUUGUCAACCAAAUUAACAAACUAUUAUGUUUCUCUGGG
Molecule: messenger RNA, 932 nt
Organism: Chilo suppressalis (striped riceborer)
Lineage: Eukaryota; Metazoa; Arthropoda; Insecta; Lepidoptera; Crambidae
Source: the annotation of a GenBank genome assembly